AUGUCGAUCACAAGCUCACAUAUCGAAAUCAGCCGAAAGGGCAUCUUACACGCCGUCGAGGUAUACGUUGGGGGCGAGAAGUGCCUGCUGGAGUUGUAUGACGGUUACAGAUACGUCCCAGCGCAUGAUGUUGACGCGUCGUGUACUAAGGAUGCCACCAUUGUCAAGAUUACAUGCCUUGAUUUCACCCAAAAGAGAAAGCUGAAGAAGUUUGCAGCAAAGGAGAUGUGGCUGUCGAGAGAGGCUUGUUGUCGAACCGUCGUGAGAUACCUCGACUAUAUCCCGCCCCUCAACGCCAUCGUCACCGAGCAACACCCCAGAGACGGCGCCAUCCGCCCGGCACGAGACCGCUUCGAGGACUCGGCGAUCCUCGAUAUCGCCUGGGACCUCCUCCUCGCGCUCGCCUACCUCCAUUCACGCGGCAUCGUCCACGGUGAUGUUCGACCCCGGAACGUCAUCUCCUUCCCCUCGUACCCCCGUCGCGAUCGCUACAAGCUCUUUGGCCACGGUCUCGUCCCGGACGUCAUUAGCUACUGGCCCAAGGAUGACGGCUACACGGCCCCCGAGUUUCUUGUCAGGAACGCCGAGACGCGCAAGAAGGGCAAAAAGAUCAAAGGGAUGGUGAAGCCGACCUUUGAGUCAGACAUCUGGCAGCUUGGCAUGCUUCUCUGGCAUUGUCACCGCUACGGCACCCACUGGGACUCUGAGAUUGUCUCGUCGCGAAAGAACAGCUGGCAGUCCGAGAACCUCGUCCAGCCCGACCUCACACUUGGAUCGGUCAAUCCGAUGAAGGGGAUCAGGCCAUUGGCAUUCCGAGCCAAAGGCUGCGAGGGCUCAGGCCAUGGUUGGUUGCAGCAAUUGCUGCCUAACAUGCUCGAUGAGAAUCCCCUUGGGCGAUCGACCGCCAAGGAGUUGCUCCAGCAGAUGCAGAGCCAGAGGUGUUACGCUGUAGAGAAGAAAGAGUUGGAAGAGGACGUGGAAGACAUGAAGGAUGUCGUAAGGGCUGCGAAAAAGGAGCUCUGGGAGAGAAGUCUCCUUGGGAAGGUCGCCAUGGCGGCAAAACGGGUGCAGGUGGGUUUCACUCGGUUCGUUCUCCUGGUUGCUCUUUUGUGCCACAUAUUGUAG
Molecule: messenger RNA, 1125 nt
Organism: Colletotrichum spaethianum
Lineage: Eukaryota; Fungi; Ascomycota; Sordariomycetes; Glomerellales; Glomerellaceae
Product: serine/threonine-protein kinase SCH9
Exons: 2
Coding region: 1-1125 (374 amino acids)
Biological process (GO): intracellular signal transduction; protein phosphorylation
Molecular function (GO): ATP binding; protein serine/threonine kinase activity
Source: RefSeq, a predicted model, not a curated record